AUGCCGCCUCGUCUGACUCGUCACUCUUCUCGCACAAAUGGCGCUACUGAAACUCAACCUAAUCAACUUGGUCUCAGGGAUCCUUCACCGACUCGUAAUGCCGAGAAUACUCAAGCUGCGCCCCAGAAAAAGAAAAGGAAACAGUCUAAACGUGUUAAUCAGACUUCUCCUCAAGAAAACGAUAAUGAAAACCUCAACAACAACAAUCUAGACAACACCACUGCUGACAACCAUCCACCUGAUGAAGAUGAAGACAAUGAAGCUGAUCGCCUUACCGUUGAUAACUACAAGGAGCAUAUGGACGCCUGGAGUGUUGGUCGGCUCCGCACAGCCAUCAAGAAAUACAAGUCUUCCGGUGGUACCCGAGCAAGCACUGAGGUUCAAACCAAGGCUCGACUCAUAAAUUCAAAAUACGAGCACGAAUUGUUAAUGCUAGCAUUGGUAGAUAAAGUCCAACUACGAACCAUCAAAAAAGCAAUUGACGAAGUUGCUCCUAAAAAGAACCCCUCCAACCUUGGAAUGUAUGUAUCCUAUGCGAAAGAAUCUCUUGCAUUAUCUAUGCCCAACAGAGGACAGGAAGAUGGUGGUGAUAUGCUAUCCCAGAGAAAUCGAAUCAACACCGAUCGCUGGAAAGCCCUAUCACUCGAUCAAAAAGCAAUUUUUUCCCCUUCCCUAUUCUACACGUUAGCUGGAGCACCGAAUCCAUACGCUGCAAGUGAUAAUGAAGAUGCUGAUGAUGAAGAUGAACGAGGAGACAUCAUAGUUUCAGUCCCAAAGGUGCGGCGCUUGACACCAGAAGAAGAAGCACUAUACCGACCCAUCUAUGAAGAGAUGGUGGAUGACGACCGAGUAUCGGCCAACAUCUCAAAGCCCAAGCUGGGCCCUUCCGAUGCGCUUCUCCAGAGGAAGUCACUCACCGCUUUUCAAAAGUUUGCACAUGAGCUUGCAUGUCUAGCAAACCGAUUAGAUUUUGCGUUCUAUCUUGUGGGAUCGAGUACACUCACACCCGAUAAAUCAAAUGCACUUGGAUGGACACGGGAGUUCACUACCCACCAACAAGUAGCACGAUGGGCCAACAAGACCAGCGGUUUGGCUCGGGUAUUUGCAACAUAUGCGCAAGGCGCUGCAAUGGCUGAUGCUAUUGCAUCAGCCACUCAUCCUCCUGAAUUGAAGCCUAAGCGAAAACGUAGCGACAAGCCUCAACGUAGUGACCGGAUCAAGAUUCAACUUGGGAGAAUGCUCGUUCAAUUGACUGUCAAGGCGCUUGGCCGAAAGCCUACCCAAUCUUUCCCCUUGACAGAAGACCCCAAGAGUGCCUUACUCAAACGAAAGGUCCCUUUGGAAAUGGUCCGUUCAGAUGCGUGUACGUUGUCCGAAGAGGCUCUGAAAUUAGGCUUUAAGAAAAUGAGGACCAAGGAUUGA
Molecule: messenger RNA, 1422 nt
Organism: Melampsora larici-populina 98AG31
Lineage: Eukaryota; Fungi; Basidiomycota; Pucciniomycetes; Pucciniales; Melampsoraceae
Exons: 5
Coding region: 1-1422 (473 amino acids)
Source: RefSeq, a predicted model, not a curated record